Messenger RNA from Cygnus atratus (black swan), 2600 nucleotides. Its product is annotated as tRNA selenocysteine 1-associated protein 1-like. The transcript is spliced from 10 exons. Gene Ontology annotation, molecular function: RNA binding. NCBI's taxonomy places the organism in Eukaryota, Metazoa, Chordata, Aves, Anseriformes, Anatidae. The coding region runs from base 1459 to 2250 and encodes 263 amino acids. The record is from RefSeq and is a predicted model, not a curated record.
ACCCCACAACCCCGGGGACCCCUGAGAGUCCCCAAAAAUCGAGGUGGCAGCGCCCGCAAGCCGCUCCCACAGCCGGGGGCCGAGCCUGCCGCCGCGGGCAGCCGCCCGCCCCGCCUCCGCGGCCAUUUAAGAGCCCCCCCGGAGCCGUCUUGGCGGCCAGCGGCGAGAGGACGUGGGAAGGAGCAGCAAUCAAGAUUGGACGGGGAAGAGUACGAAACCAGUUUUGCAUAAAGCUCCAUUAUAGCUGUGAUCGCGAAGCUAUUGCGUCACACGCACUCUGAUAGCUUUUUGCAAUAAAAGUGCUUUGUGGUGUGUGGAGUCCACUGUUAGAUCCGCACUAAUAGAGCGCUGAAGGACUGCAAUAAAUUGAACGUUUGCAACUGCAUUCCUUGAGAAAGACAGAAGACAGACUUUUUCAACCAUGGCAAACCAGGUAAGAUCUUGUGGUGAGAAAUUCAGGUUUGUAGUGUCUAAAUGGAUCCCAGAACCAUACUCAGAAUUCCUAGUAAAUGUAAAGCUGAAAUAGCUAGCUCACUCUGAGUUGGGUGUUCUAGUCCUAUGAUUUCCUCUGGUAAUUUGGUAAUUGGUGGUUGUCCUCUGGAUGCUUGAUCAUAACAACCGAAGCAGGUUGGGGGCAAAACAUUAAGCUUUGCAGUUUGGAUUAUUUGAGCAUGAGUUCUUCUGAAGGAUCUUGCGAGUAACACUCUCUAUAUAAGUUAUGUAGAGGUGUUCUAGAGGAAGAACACUAAAGCCUGCGUAAGUAAAAGUUACUGAAAAAUGCCAUUCUUAUUUUUGGAAAUCCUUGUUCUUCAGAAUACUAAAUGAGGGAGGCAACCUGUGUUAAUACGGCUGUUUCUCUCCUCUUUUGUGUAGUUACUCCACUUCCUUUUUAACUGUGGCUUUUCGGGUGUUUUUUAUUUUGGAGGUGCUUUUUUACGCCUCUUACUUCCUGGCCUUGCAUCUGGGUUUUUAGUUUUCCCCUCAGCCAAGUUAGUGCCUCUUCCUGGUCUGCUUUCUCCUUGCGUUCCAUUAAUGGGCCUCCUGUCAUUGUUCCUGGCCUGAGGGAGUGACUGGCAGCUAGGUAGUGAGGAGAGGCAUCUCACAUAAGCAAGAAGAAGUCCUAGGAAAGGGGAGAUAGGGACAGAUGAGAUUGCUUCUGAGCAAGAGUGAUGAUUUUUCUGCCUGUUCAUCACUCACUGUGCUACUGAAGACUUUUUUUUUUUGAGAGUCCAAGACCUCAAAUGGAGCACAAUCCAGUCCUAAGCUAAUUAACACAUAGGAUUGACCAGCAUCGAAGGGCUAACUGCUUUUUUCCUAAUUCCAAGAGGAAGCUGUCAAUCCUUUAGCCAGCUUGACAAGUCAGGGGAAUAUGGCUGUUCAUACAAUCCUUUGGCUCUGUUAUUUUUGCCAGGCGUUUUCCCCAGAGGCUGCUUUCCCUCAUGGGAGGCGGAGGGAGAAAUGGGACCCCAGGCUUCUUUCAAGGGCAAGGACUUGCUUGGGAAAAAACGAGAAUGCCUCCAGGCCUACAGCUGGUGGAGAACACCACAGAAAAAACGAAAGAAAAAGAACAAAAUAAAACCAGGAAGAAUAGAGUUUGUUAGUAGUAGUAGUUCAGCCAGACCGGAUUAUUCAAUAUUUGUUGGGGAGCUUACUCCAGAAGUGGAUGAUUUCCAGCUCUAUGACUAUUUCCUAAAGAGGUAUCCCUCAUGUAUUGACUGCAAAAUAGCAACAGACCUGCUGGGAUAUUCCAGAGGGUAUGCCUAUGUCAGAUUUGGUGAGCAAGGUGAUCAGAUGAGGGCACUGCAAGACUGCCAGAAUGCACCAGGUCUGGGGGGAAAACGAAUCCGGCUGAGCAUAGGAAUUUCUAAAAGACUGAAAGCAGAAUUCCAGCGGUACCAGUCAUACAACUAUAAUGAUUAUUACCAAGAUUAUCAGAACUACUACUCGCAGUGGAGUUACGAUGCUUACGCUGACUACAACUACGGCUCCUAUGCUCCCUAUGACAGCAUGCAAGCUGUUGGAGACUGCUCUUUAGGAGAUGCUGUAAUGGCUCCAGCUGUUUUUGAGGAAUCUUCAGUUAUGACUGAAAUCAGUGAUGACCUAAUUACUGAAGAUCCACAGCUCUACUUGGAUGUUGAUGAAAUGAACAGACAAUUCAUGGAGACAAGCGAAGAACUCUACGAUUCACUCAUGAAUUGUCACUGGCAACCUCUGGAUACGGUCACUUCUGAAAUCCCCUCUGCUAUUUAAGUGUCUUAUAUAGCAUGACCGUUAUGACCAAGGGAUGCUCUGGACCAACCGCUUCUUUCUAGCGCUACCUCAAAGUAACUUGCAGAUAGAACUCACAGGGAAGAUUGAUCAAAUGGUGAUGAUCGCUGUCGUUCUGCUGGACACGCAUAUACUUGCCUUUCGUUUUGGCUCAUUUUUAAUACCAAUUAACUUCAGUGACUCACGUUAAUAGACACCGUUUGACUGCAUUGGCAAAUAUUUCUGAGUCAUCAGUGUCAUUAAAGGCCUGUCACCCUAUGGAAAUCCUUCUAAAUAAGAAAAAUGGAAUUUAAAUAAAUAAAUAAAGCAGCAUCUGAACUUAUGAGCAAACA